This is a messenger RNA of Cordyceps militaris CM01, 2364 nucleotides long. RefSeq names its product L-ornithine N5-oxygenase SidA. Bases 1 to 2364 code for a protein of 787 amino acids. The transcript is spliced from 9 exons. NCBI's taxonomy places the organism in Eukaryota, Fungi, Ascomycota, Sordariomycetes, Hypocreales, Cordycipitaceae. Gene Ontology annotation, biological process: intracellular iron ion homeostasis. The record is from RefSeq and is a predicted model, not a curated record.
AUGUCUCCCCAUCGAGAAACCAGCGGGGACGAGAGCACCACCACCACCUCUACCACCACCGGCACGCACCAGAACGGCACUAAUGGCGCUGCUGCUCCCGAGCUUGUAGCGGCGGUUCCUACCAACGGCAAAGCCACAGCGCCCGAGUCUUUAGCCGUCACGAAUGGCGUCAAUUCACGCGUUCAGCCUGUUCAGCGCUCGUCUCAUCUAGUUGCUGCCGAUCUCGACGCCGAAUAUGACCUCGUCUGCGUCGGCUUCGGUCCCGCCAGUCUCUCCGUCGCCGUGGCUCUUCACGAUUCCCUUGACGCAGGCAAGAAACUGCGUCCCGAUGGUUCGGCUCCCAAGGUUCUCUUCCUCGAGAAGCAGACCCGUUUCGCCUGGCAUGCCGGUAUGCUUCUUCCCGGCGCCAAGAUGCAAAUUUCUUUCGUCAAGGACCUGGCCACCCUUCGUGACCCUCGAUCGCAUUUCACCUUUCUCAACUACCUUCACCAACACGACCGCCUGGUGGACUUUACCAAUCUCGGCACAUUUCUCCCAGCUCGCAUCGAAUAUGAAGACUAUAUGAGAUGGUGCUCGUCUCACUUUGAGCAUCUCGUUCAGUACGACCACGAGGUUGUGUCGGUAACGCCAUCAGUCAAAAAGGCCGAUGCUGUCAAGCUCUUCACAGUCGAGGCCCGAAACAAUACGACCGGGCAGAUCCAAACUUUUAGGGGACGAAACGUUUUGCUCGCCACUGGUGGAAAGCCCAGUUUCCCCAAAAGCUUCCCUGUCAAGCACCCUCGUAUCCUACACUCCUCGCAGUACGCCUACAUGGUGCCCAAGAUUCUUACUGACAAGGAUGCCGCCUACAAAGUUGUUGUUGUCGGCGCUGGUCAGAGUGCCGCCGAAAUUUUCCACAACAUUCAGAACCUAUACCCCAACUCAAGUACGCAGCUUGUCAUGCGCCAGGAAUUCCUGAAGCCAAGCGACGACUCACCUUUCGUGAAUUCCAUCUUUAACCCUGAAUACAUUGAUUCCCUGUUCCCCAAGUCGGCCAAGGGUAGAAGCGAGUUCCUCGUUGAUGCCCGCGCCACAAACUAUGGCGUCGUCCGUCUAGAACUGAUUGAAGAACUUUUCGAGCGCAUGUACUCGCAGAAGCGUGUGCUGGGCCCGGAUGAGCGUAAAUGGCCCCAUAGAAUCAUGGGCUGUCGACAGAUCAGCAACAUUGAACCCAACGGGGAGCGCCUCGAGGUCAAGAUUCACAGCCUAGCCGACGGCGUUGUUAACUCUGACGAUGAAGAAAUCCUUUCAGCCGACCUUAUCAUUGCGGCUACUGGGUACCAGCGUAAUGCGCACAUCGAUAUGCUCAAGAGCACUUGGGAUAUGCUGCCCAAGGCUGUCCCGGGAACCGCCAUGUUUAACAAGGGCGUGACCGGAUGGAAUGUCGACACGGAGCAGGGUGAGCGGAAGCUGGCCGUUGGCCGUGAUUACCGCGUCAAGUACAAACCCGGGGCCGUGGCUGCUGAUGCCGGCGUUUGGCUUCAGGGAUGCUGCGAGGGAACCCAUGGACUGAGCGAUACCCUUUUGUCAGUCCUUGCUACAAGGUCCGGUGAAAUUGUUCAGUCCAUUUUUGGAUCUGAGCAACUAUUCUUCGUGAUGUUAUAUUGGUUGGUUGCGGUCUUGGCACGAUUUGUUGUAAAAUUCGAGGCGAGGCUGGAGAUUGGUUGGGUUGCGCGAGAAUCUUUUGGGGUCGAUGAGCUCUUGGCAAAAGUUUCCAGUAAAUCCGAAGCUCGUGUUCGAAUGCCUGAGUGCAUGUGGUUUGUCUUGUUGUCUGAACCCAGGCAGACUCCACAACGGUCGGCCGUAAAACGAACAUGGUGCGAGCGAUUGGCGGCCGUUUAUCGCUGGCUCGACAUACAGGCAGACGUGGAAGGAGAUCAUCGGAGCGAGUACGGCAACGUUGCGGCCGCGUGGCUCGAGAAGCGAGAGCAGGCUGAGCGGCGCCUUGUAGGGCGAGCCGGGACACCCAGACCAGCAAUCAGAAAUCAGAUCAGUCCUGUAGUGCCCUGUGACGCGGCAGGGCAAUCAAGGGCAGAGGACGCGGAGAGGGCGUCAAUAGUCCCUCUUUCCAGGGUGGUUGCUGAUGACGCUGUUUCGGCCGCGGGUAUUUUUUUGUUGCUGGUGCCCCACCAAAUUGAAGGCGGGGGGACGGAGUCAAUACUAGAAGCGAGGCUCUAUGGCACGAGUCGAUUAAAUCUCCCGACUUGGCCGACAAGAACAUGUCUUGAACUAUCCGUAUUGUUUAGAGAUAUGGCUUUGCACCAAGACAGUCUCAACUGGGCUGCCAGUUGCCAUGCAGACGCCACCAAGCAUGUUCCCGCGUAA